AUGCCCAGCACGGCCACCAAGGUCGGGCAUGUCCUGGCCAAAGGUUUGGGUAUCAAGCUCCAGGAACGCCAGCCUUACAACGACGAGGUCACGCGCGGCGAGAGCGUCUUCUCAGUACAGACUGCUGAUACCUUUGUCGAAGAACCCCCUCACACCUUCGACCUUGUCCAUGAGCUUAUCCCUACAGGCCACGAUGUCGGCCAAUACCUCUACUCACUCUUCCCUUUCAUCCACUGGAUCGGCCGUUAUAACGUCCAAUGGCUCAUUGGCGACCUUGUCGCCGGUAUCACCAUCGGUGCCGUAGUCGUCCCUCAGGGUAUGGCCUACGCUGGUCUGGCUAACCUCGAGCCCCAGUACGGCCUUUACUCGUCUUUUAUGGGUGUGCUGCUGUACUGGUUCUUUGCCACAUCAAAAGAUAUCACAAUCGGGCCCGUUGCUGUUAUGUCCACCGUGACUGGCAGCGUUGUUACUGAUAUCAUGAAAGAGCUCCCCGGCACUCGACCAGAGACCAUUGCCUCGGCACUAGCCAUUCUCGCAGGAUCAAUUGUACUUUUCAUCGGCUUGAUUCGAUGCGGCUGGAUUGUCGACUUGAUCCCCCUUGUCUCCCUUUCGGCUUUCAUGACCGGCUCUGCUCUGAGCAUUGCAGCUGGCCAGGUCCCGGGCAUGAUGGGAAUCACCUUCCCCAAGCCGUAUACGACAAGGGACGCCACCUACUUGGUCAUCAUCAACACGCUCAAGGGCCUGCCGAACACCAAAAUUGACGCCGCUAUGGGCCUUUCCGCCCUUGCGAUGCUGUACCUCAUCCGAGGCGGCUGUUCCUAUUGCGCGAACCGAUUCCACAAGCACAAAAAGCUGUUCUUCUUCCUGUCGACGCUGCGGACGGCCUUUGUCAUCCUGCUCUACACCAUGAUCAGCUGGCUUGUCAAUAUGAAUCGUAGGGACCACCCGCUGUUCAAGAUCUUGCAAAGCGUCCCAAGAGGGUUCCAACACGCCCAGGUCCCCGUCCUCAACAGCUCUCUCGCUUCAAAGCUUGUCGGCCAUCUUCCAGCUGCCGUCAUCGUCCUCCUGAUUGAACACAUUGCCAUCUCCAAGUCUUUCGGACGCAUCAACAACUACACUAUCAACCCGUCACAGGAAAUGGUCGCCAUCGGAGUCACCAACGUCCUCGGCCCCUUCCUAGGCGGCUUUGCUGCGACUGGCUCCUUCAGUCGCACUGCUAUCAAGUCCAAAGCAGGUGUCCGCACACCUUUCGCUGGUGUCAUCACCGCGUUGGUGGUCCUCCUUGCCAUCUACGCUCUGCCACCCGUCUUCUACUACAUCCCCAACGCCUCCCUCUCGGCAGUCAUCAUUCACGCCGUGGGCGACUUGAUCACGCCGCCAAACACUGUCUAUCAGUUCUGGCGUGUCUCGCCCUUUGAGGUGGUCAUCUUCUUCGUCGGUGUCAUCGUCACCGUCUUCACCACGAUCGAGAAUGGAAUCUACUGUACGGUGGCCAUUUCGGCCGCCAUGCUCCUCGCCCGCAUCCUCAAAGCCCGCGGCCGCUUCCUCGGCAAGGUCAAGGUGCACUCCGUUCUGGGCGACCACAUCAUCGGCGACUCGCACCGCCAGAUCUUUGGCCAGUACGGCGACUCGGAGGGCCUCGAGGCUGAGAUUGCCGCGAGGAACGUCUUCCUGCCCAUCGACCACAACGACGGCUCCAACCCCGAAGUCGGCCUCGAGCACCCUUACCCGGGUAUCUUCAUCUACCGCUUCUCCGAGGGCUUCAACUACCCCAACGCCUCGCACUCGCUCGAGUACCUGACCAGCUACAUCUUCAAGCACACGCGGCGCACCAACCUGUCGCACUUCCCGCGGCCCGGCGACCGGCCGUGGAACGACCCGGGCCCGACCAAGCGCGAGCUCAAGCGCCUGCAGCAGGCCGAGGAGGACGCCGCGCGCCGCGGCGUCGCCCGCGACGACGACGCGCCCGAGCUCAAGCUGCCGACGCUCAAGGCCGUCAUCCUCGACUUCUCGUCGGUCAACUACGUCGACGUCACGUCGGUGCAGCAGCUCAUCGACGUGCGCAACCAGCUCGACCGCUACACGGCGCCCGAGGCCGUCGACUGGCACAUCGCCUGCAUCAACAACCGCUGGGCCAAGCGCGCGCUGCUCGCCGGCGGCUUCGGGUACCCGGCCGAGCGCGCCGACGGCGGGCACCACCGCUGGAAGUCCAUCUUCAGCGUCGCCGAGAUCGGCGGCGCCGACUCGGCCGCCGCGGUCGCGGCGGAGAAGGAGGACGAGGAGGCGCUCGACCUCGAGCAGCAGGCCACGCGGCGGACGACGACGGCCUCGGCCGGGACGGAGAUCGGCAGCGAGCACAGUGCGGCGUCGAGCGACGGCGAGGUCGGCAAGCAGGCGAUCGGCGGCGGCACCGGGGCUGGGGUUGCGGUUGCUACGACGGGCAGGAUCAACAACAGGUCUCCCCGGCGCGGCGUCACGGUGCACAGCUUCAACCGCCCGCUGUUCCACGUGGACCUGACGAGCGCGGUGCAGAGCGCCAUCACCAACGUCGAGGCGCGGGAGGAGGUCAAGGGUCCGGCGUCGAUCGGCGGUGUCCUGGCAUGA
Molecule: messenger RNA, 2604 nt
Organism: Thyridium curvatum
Lineage: Eukaryota; Fungi; Ascomycota; Sordariomycetes; Thyridiales; Thyridiaceae
Exons: 3
Coding region: 1-2604 (867 amino acids)
Biological process (GO): transmembrane transport
Cellular component (GO): membrane
Molecular function (GO): secondary active sulfate transmembrane transporter activity
Source: RefSeq, a predicted model, not a curated record